Messenger RNA from Umbelopsis ramanniana AG, 1617 nucleotides. RefSeq lists its product as uncharacterized. The coding region runs from base 1 to 1617 and encodes 538 amino acids. Gene Ontology annotation, biological process: amino acid transmembrane transport. The record is from RefSeq and is a predicted model, not a curated record. The transcript is spliced from 17 exons. Gene Ontology annotation, cellular component: membrane. Gene Ontology annotation, molecular function: L-amino acid transmembrane transporter activity. NCBI's taxonomy places the organism in Eukaryota, Fungi, Mucoromycota, Umbelopsidomycetes, Umbelopsidales, Umbelopsidaceae.
AUGUCGGCUAAUCCAGACAGUAUCAAGGCUGUCAAGCAGCCACAGCAAAUUGAAAAUAUUGCACCACUAGCAAUAGGAGAUCAAAAGCUUACUCGCCACCUGGGCUACUUCAGCGGAACGAUGAUGAACAUUGGUCAGAUUAUUGGCACAGGUAUCUUCUCUAAUCCAGCACUCAUAUUACAAAACUGUGGUUCCGGUGGUAUGAUGUUAGUACUCUGGAUUGUUGGUGCCAUCUUCGCCAGUACUGGCGUCUGGUCGUACUUGGAGCUUGGGACCAUGUUGCCAAGGAGUGGCGGCGAAAAGGAGUAUCUUGCAUACGAGUUUCCUCGACCGAAACAUCUUAUAUCCUUCGUCUUCCUCAUUACCACAGGUGUUUUCUCUCGCGGAUCGGGCAUAGCUCAGGGAGCUACUGUAUUUGGUAGUAAUAUCAUUUAUGCCAUUGGUGGACCCAGCUAUACAAAUGAUUGGGGAGCAAGAGGUUUCGCAGCCUUCUGCAUCACAUUCUGGAUUGUUUUGAACAUUCUUUCAUCAAAGUUGGCAAUCAGAUUUAACAACUUUUUUACGGUGCUUAAAAUACUGUUAUUGUUGCUGCUUAUAUGCGUCGGAUUUGCCGGACUUGCUGGACGCCUUCCUAAUAAGCCCGACUUGGCGGAAAACUUUUCGUUUAACGGUACAUCCAACAACAGCGGGAAUUAUGCCAACGGCAUAUACUAUGUCAUCUUCGCGUAUGGUGGAUGGUACAAUUUGAACUAUGUUAUCGACGAACUUAAAGACCCUAUCAAGAACCUCCCUCGAUGCGCAAUUACUGCUCUUUCAUCAACCACAGUACUCUACUUUUUGGCUAAUGUUGCAUACUUAGCUGUACUACCAGUAUCCGUUAUUGCUAAUUCAAAACUAACGGUGGCCUCUAAUCUCUUUAAUACCGCCUUUGGAGGUGUUUUCGGUGGACGAAUACUUCCAGUAUUUGUGGGAUUGUCCUCUUUUGGAUUUGUAGGCGUCGUAACAUAUUCAGGUUCCAGAGUCAUAUUGGAGACAGCACGCCAAGGAUACCUCCCAUUUGACAGAACAUUCAGCAAAGUACACCCUAAACUUCAAACGCCAAUCUAUUCUCUACUAUUGAUAUAUGUCAUAUCGCUGAUUUUCUUACUAGCACCACCGCCUGGAUAUGUGUUUCAAUUUAUUGUUGCAUUCUCUGGAUAUGGUGGAUACCUUUUUGCUGCCUUGUCAGUGAUUGGGCUUCUUAUGUUACGACGUACCCAGCCAGAUUUGAAGAGACCAAUCAAAGUGCCCAUAAUUGUAGCGCUUAUUUUCAUUGUCAUUUGCAUAUACACUCUUGUAUUUGUCUGGAUCCCUCCCUCCAAUCCACCUACUGCAUACCCAUACUACCUUCCAUACGUUAUAUCCAUCGCCUUGGUCGUAGUGUCAGUUGUACUUUGGUACUUCAAAAUGGUUAGAAAUGAAGGGUUGGAACGCUCAUACAAUGCCGAAAUUUCUACAGCCGGACAGAAAGAAUUAUUCAAUGACGUUUACAAAGACUAUCAGAGCACAUCAUCCACCACUGAUGUCAGUACUGUCGAAGAAUUCACAGACACUCAUACUGACUCAUUCAAAGUUUGA